Molecule: messenger RNA, 610 nt
Organism: Impatiens glandulifera
Lineage: Eukaryota; Viridiplantae; Streptophyta; Magnoliopsida; Ericales; Balsaminaceae
Exons: 2
Coding region: 16-585 (189 amino acids)
Source: RefSeq, a predicted model, not a curated record
GAGCCAAACAAAGAGAUGAAGAUGGAAACGAGAUUACAGAAAAUGCCGAAGAAGAAGAAGAGUAAAAGGCGAAUUCCCUUUACAAGUAUUCCAGAAAACGCCGACGGAAACACCAUAUUUGCUCUGACGUUAGCUUCUAUUGUUCGUUCUUCUAUUAAUGGAGAUACUCACAGUCAGAAGAAACUGAAGCUGCAAGACAACACCCACUCGCCAUUUCUCAUCAAAAAAUGCUUGGACCGAUUGCUUCAUUGUCUUCUAUCUCCCUCUCCUAAUCAUCUAAUCCUUACUGCACAUCUAACUCUACCCUCUCAUAUCAUUUCCUUGUUUCCUCUCCUCCUAACCUCUGGAUAUACAGAAAUAAAGUCGAAAUCCGCGGAGAUUGUUGGCGCGGCUGCCUUGUUUUCACUGGAGAUGAAUGAACAAGUGGCCUCUGACCUAGACAUUUUGAAGACUCUUAUGUCUGCCUUAGCUUCUCCGGAGAAGACUAUUGCUAUAGCCGCCUGUAAUGCCUUUUUGGAUUUGUGCACCACAUCUAUUGGGAGACAACAGCUUCUGAAAUCAUCCUCCCUGGAGCAUCUUGUGUGAGUACUUUCCUGACAGUAAUUGUUUA